AUGGCUGCCUGCUGUCCUCCUGGAUCUUGGCCUGCGUGCCAGUCCUCGGACGACUACACGCCCAAGGGAACACCGUCCAAGCUCGGAGACCUGAGCGUCUACGAGAUCGGUAGCGGCGACAAGGCCGUCCUAGUUUUGCCGGACGUUUUUGGAUGGCAAUCGAAUGCAGGGCGCUUGAUGGGCAUCGCAGAUACCCUGGCAGAGCAGGGCUAUCGAGUGCUGCUGUCAGAUCCCUUCUACGGUGACACUGCCGCCGGGAAGGAGGAUAUCAUGGGCUGGAUUACCUCCUUUCCUUGGGAGAAGAAUGUCGGCAAAGAUAUCGAGACCUGCGUGAAGCAUUUGCAGGAUGCAGGCUGCAAGAGCAUCGGUGCUGUUGGCUUCUGCUGGGGUGUUUGGGCAUUCUGCAAGGCUUCCUCAGAAGGCAUUCCCUUGAAGUGUGGCGUUGGACCACACCCCUCCACUCGACUGGAAGGAGCUUUCGGUCGGGACGAACAAGCGAUGAUGGACAAGGUCGAGAUGCCAGUGCUUCUGAUGCCAGCAGGCAAUGACCCGGAGAAUCUCAAAGAAGGUGGUGCCAUUGCAGCCUCCAUGGCCAAGAAAGGUGGUGCCAGCAUUACCUUCCCAGACAUGCAGCACGGCUGGAGUUGCCGUGGUGAUUUAAAGGUGCCUGAGGUGAAGCGUGAUGUGGAGCUGGCCAUGAAACAUAUGGUCGACUUCUUUGCCAAGAAUCUGUAA
This is a messenger RNA of Cladocopium goreaui, 735 nucleotides long. The record is from the annotation of a GenBank genome assembly. Lineage: Eukaryota; Dinophyceae; Suessiales; Symbiodiniaceae.